Molecule: messenger RNA, 587 nt
Organism: Hordeum vulgare subsp. vulgare (domesticated barley)
Lineage: Eukaryota; Viridiplantae; Streptophyta; Magnoliopsida; Poales; Poaceae
Exons: 1
Coding region: 194-460 (88 amino acids)
Source: RefSeq, a predicted model, not a curated record
CUACUCCAAGGCCGGGACGGCCCCCGGCUUCCUCCUCAAGCCAGCCGGCCUCUCCACUCCCCGCAUAUAAAGUAGGCACGACCUCGCAGCCCCCUGCCACCAAAGCAACGCAGCAAGAACCAGCCACAUCGUCGUCUUCUUCUUCUCCCUCUUGACGCAGACAAGAAGUUUUCGAUCUCUUUUCCGGGACCUGAUGGAGAACAAGGAGGCUUCCGCGGUGCCGGAGAAGGAGGUGGCGUUGGCGGUGUCGUCGUGCUUCAAGAGGACGGUGGAUGAGGACGCGUCGCUCCUGGAGAAGGCCAAGGACCAGUACAAGCAGUUCACGGAGGCGGAGGCGAGCGAGCACUGGGAGUGCAUCAAGAACAAGGUCAGCUCCAUGUUCGCCGAGCCCAUCCCCUUCUUCAGCGGAGGCGCCAAGGACCACGGCUCCACCACCACGCCGUCCGUCGAGUCGCAGUAGAUCGCCGCCGUCGUAUAUCGUUUGCUACUUUAGAUGAGGAUCAUCGUUAGUUUGAGUCUGUUCUUGUUUUUGUAUACUGUGGAUUAUUGAGUUAAUUAUAAUUUAUAGUCUAAGUGAUUAUCUCGAA